This is a messenger RNA of Haliaeetus leucocephalus (bald eagle), 505 nucleotides long. Its product is annotated as ubiquitin-conjugating enzyme E2-18 kDa-like. The record is from RefSeq and is a predicted model, not a curated record. Gene Ontology annotation, molecular function: ubiquitin conjugating enzyme activity. Gene Ontology annotation, cellular component: nucleus. NCBI's taxonomy places the organism in Eukaryota, Metazoa, Chordata, Aves, Accipitriformes, Accipitridae. Bases 1 to 405 code for a protein of 134 amino acids. The transcript has 3 exons. Gene Ontology annotation, biological process: ubiquitin-dependent protein catabolic process; protein polyubiquitination.
AUGGGGCACGUCUGGCCACUCACUGCCAACUUCUGUGGCCCCAGGCCACCCAAGAACAACCCCCCAUACAACGCAGGCGCCUUCCGCUUCGAGCUGACCUUCUCCCCCCACCACCCGCUGGCCCCCCCCCGUGCCACCCUCCGCACCAGCAUCUACCACCCCGGCGUGGACCCUGAUGGCUGCGUCUGCCAGCCCCUCACCUCCACCCAGCACUGGGUGCCCACCACCCGUGCUGUCCAAGUGCUGCAGGACCUGCUGCUGCUGCUGGACAGCCCAGACCCCCAGCGGGUGCUGCGGCAGGAUCUGGCCUGUGAGCUCCAGCACCAGCCCCAGGUUUUCUGGCGCCGGGCAGAGGAACACACCCGACGCCACGCUGAGCGGCGGCCCGACCCCCCUGGCCCCUGAGCCCCCUGCACCUGGGGGCACCUGGGGGGUCCCAGGGGCACCCCGGCUUCCCCCCUGCCUCUCUGUGCCAGCCAGGGCUGGCCCUGGCAUCGCCCCUGCC